GCAUCCCGUUCCUCUCUCUCCUAAUAAUACUACCGUUUGUUAUUUUCUCUUAACCUUCUCUCUCUACCCUCUCUCUCUCUCUCUCUCUCUCCAGAAAUCUCUCUAAAAAUAUCUAAAAGAUCUUUUGUAAAUCAAGGCCAUGUACCAAUCUUCUUCUUCAUCAUCGCAACAACAAUCCAGCGCCACCAGGAAGGCGGUUCCGACGGGGUUGACUCGAUUCUGCUCCGCCCCAGGCUCACUCUUGACUCAGGCGGUGGACUCAGUGAUCGCGGCAGACCCAUUGAUUUUGGGCAACCGCAAUUACUACUACUCCUCAUCCUCAGCUGAUUCCUCCUCAGAGUCAACUUGUAAAAUCAGCUCAUCCAACGAUCCGAAUCCUCCCAAGUCUGGUGGGCUUCAGAGAUCCUACGGCUUAAAUGAAAUCGCACAUAGCGCGGGAUCCUUGGUCAGGCAGCGGAGCUCUCCUGCUGGGUUUCUAAGCCAAGUCGCUGGGGAAACUGGAUAUUCAGUUGCAAGAGGUAGUGGAAGCUAUAAUCCUCAAGGUGGGUAUGGAGAAUCAAGAUUGAAGUCUCAAUUGAGCUUCACUGGACCAGAUUCUCUUUCAAAUAUCUCAGAAGGCAGUGAAGAUGUUUACAAUAGCAUCAGCUCUGACAAUGGCCACCAAAACACCAGGCAUUCUUAUGCCACUAAUAAUACUACUAGCUUUGGUGUGGACUCUUGGGACAAUACCAAUUCUAUUGCUUUCUCCACUCUUGCUGGCAAACGAGCGAAGAAUAUCGAUGGAGACUAUUUCACUUGUUUUAAUGUCUUGGAUUCUCAGUUCAGCCUGCCACAGACGACUCUAGAGAUGGCUGCGGUGGAGAAGCUACUGAAUAUCCCAGAGGAUUCUGUCCCUUGCAAAGUCCGUGCUAAGCGAGGCUGUGCCACUCACCCCAGAAGCAUUGCCGAAAGAGAGAGAAGAAUCAGAAUAAGUGGGAAAUUGAAGAAACUACAAGAUCUGGUUCCAAAUAUGGAUAAGCAAACAAGCUAUGCAGACAUGUUGGAUUUGGCAGUGCAGCAUAUCAAAGGCCUUCAAAAUCAAGCUCAGAAACUCCAACAUGAUCUUGAAGGUUGCACAUGCGGAUGCAAACAAUCGAUCUAAUAGCCUUGAACAGGUAUCUAUGGGCCAAAAAAAAAGGGCAGACUCGAGCAAUGUAACAUGAGUCUAUAUUUUUCUUUUGUGUCAAGAACUUGAGAAAUAUGACAGAUUCGAGCACAACAGAUUGUCAUAUUGUGUUCAAGUCGAGCUUAGUAACCCCAAGAAGAUGAGAAUAGUAUCAAGAUGUAUAUAAUUCUGUGAAAUUGUUCAUCCAUAACUUGUCUAGAAAAAAAUGAAAAAUGUCAAGUGAUGUUCAGUUUAUGUUUUAAGGUGCCAACACUGGAUAAGUUUCUUUAGCAAUCUGUUGUUGUAACUUGGUGAAAUUCUUGCUGAAGAUGAAAACAUGGAGAGCUUUUGAUUCGAAUGUAUAAAUUGAUUAGUAUGUAAGAGAUUUUAUUGUUCUUUGUAU
Messenger RNA from Tripterygium wilfordii, 1547 nucleotides. Its product is annotated as transcription factor bHLH128-like. Gene Ontology annotation, cellular component: nucleus. Bases 140 to 1141 code for a protein of 333 amino acids. The transcript is spliced from 6 exons. Lineage: Eukaryota; Viridiplantae; Streptophyta; Magnoliopsida; Celastrales; Celastraceae. Gene Ontology annotation, biological process: regulation of transcription by RNA polymerase II. The record is from RefSeq and is a predicted model, not a curated record. Gene Ontology annotation, molecular function: DNA-binding transcription factor activity, RNA polymerase II-specific; RNA polymerase II cis-regulatory region sequence-specific DNA binding; protein dimerization activity.